Notechis scutatus (mainland tiger snake) is the source of this 1317-nucleotide messenger RNA. Lineage: Eukaryota; Metazoa; Chordata; Lepidosauria; Squamata; Elapidae. The record is from RefSeq and is a predicted model, not a curated record.
GGCCUGUGCUACCUCCCAGCAUGGCGGCCAGAGAAGGGGUGGAAGUGGACGCUCGUCCGGUUCCUCCGCCGGCGAGCUCGGCGCUGGUCGAGCGGGGAGUUUCCGAGGGUCUGCAGCUGACCCCCGCCGCUCGAAAGUCGCAGCCGUCGGAUCUGGUGGCUUUGGCCGAGCAAGUGGAGAAGGCGGAUGAGUUUGUCCGAGCGAAUGCCUGCAACCGGUUAACCGUCAUUGCAGAACAAAUCCGAUAUUUGCAAGAACAAGCCAGAAAGGUUCUGGAAGAUGCCAAAAGAGACGCCGACCUCCACCACGUGGCUUGUAACUUUGUGAAAAAACCUGGAAAUACUUAUUACCUGUACAGGAGAGAAAGUGGCCAGCGUUAUUUCUCCUUGCUUUCCCCAAAGGAGUGGGGGGCUAACUGCCCCAACGAGUUCCUCGCCGGCUACAGGCUGCAACACGACCUCUCCUGGACCCCUUCGGACGAGGCGGAGAAACGGGACACCGAACUCAACGUCUUGGAGAAGCUGCUGGACCAACAAGCCAUUUUGCCCCCUUGUAGCGAACCCAAUUUUUGCGGCCUUACGAUGUGACGCCCGGUUCUCCUCUUCGCAAAUCGUUCUCUCCUGGCUGCUUCUGAGAAACCGAAAGGGGCAGAAUGACUGGAGAACAGCUUCCUCUUCGACACCCAUUUGGAAAUUUUUUCCUGAUUUUUGUUUUGAAUUUUAGUUUCCCAUCCUUGCGGUUUUAGCCCUUUAGCGACAGGACGGCGGCCUGAGAAAGUAAUUUUUGCCUCGUUUCAGGUCCCCUCCUGCAAGGGACAGUCCAAAUUAAGACCGCCUCUCCUCCCCCCGCCCCCAAGUUGGGAAUCCUCUCGCUCUUCAGCAGACAAGGUAAGAGGCGGUAGGGUCCCCUUGGAGGUCAUCUAAUCCCACCCUGUUCCCAGGGAUAAAAUCCAUCACGACAAACUUGACUGUAAUUAUAUUUAUGUCUUGCUUUCCCAAUUGGGAAGAUUAUUUAUUUAUAGAAUGAAGGUUUUUUUCUUUUCAUUUUCCCAAUAACCUGAGAGGUAGUUUGGACCGAAAGAAAACCACAGGUUUUUUUUUAUUAUUUUAUUUUUAAUCAGAGGAAGGAGAUUUAACUAAUAGUUUUAUUUAGUUAGGAAUCCCAUUGCAUUGAGGAGAAAAUUCUCUUCCUGUAACGGAUGUAGUAAGAAUGUUUAUCACGGGGAAUGCUGAGUGUCCGGUAUGAGGCAACAGAUCUUGGUCCUAACAGUUUGGAUAUUUUAAUUAUUUUUUUAAGAACCUAAAAACGAACAGAAAC